Suncus etruscus (white-toothed pygmy shrew) is the source of this 852-nucleotide messenger RNA. RefSeq lists its product as uncharacterized. Bases 1 to 852 code for a protein of 283 amino acids. The record is from RefSeq and is a predicted model, not a curated record. Lineage: Eukaryota; Metazoa; Chordata; Mammalia; Eulipotyphla; Soricidae. The transcript is spliced from 2 exons.
AUGGCGCAGCCGGCCUCAGGGAGGAAGAGCGAGCGGGCGGGCGGCGAGCGCGCAGAAGGGGAAGCGAGCGCGGCGGGGACGCCGGACGGGACGGGACGGGACGCGCCGCGGGGGGUCUCGACGAGGCGGGACGACGGCGACGGCGACGCGGCCCGUCGCCCCGCCCCGCCGAGGCUUGACGCUGGCCGCGCCCCGCCUGGCCACGCCCGCAGCGCGUGGCCACGCCCACUUUACGACCAGCCUGGCUUUCCCCGAACGUCGGGCCCCGCCCCCUUCUUGCCUAGCCACGCCCACUACCUCAUCCACAGGUCCGGUCCCGAUUCCGGCCUGCCGUGGCCCCGCCCCGACUUCAAGCCUGGCCCCGCCCACGACGGCCAGCCCCGCUUUACCCGAACGUCGGCCCCCCCCCAUCCCGGCCUGCCGUGGCCCCGCCUUUCUCGCCCGACCACGCCCACGGCGACCGAGCAGCUCCACUUUCUCCGAACGUCGGGCCCCGCCCCGUCUUGUUUGGCCCCGCCCUCUCCAGCCAGCCCUCUUUACCCACCUAGAGAGCCACGGCCCGGCCAGCCUUGGCUCCGCCCCUCUUGCCUGGCCCGGAUGUACAGCCCCGCCUCCUGUCCCGCCUCUCGCCUCCGUGGGAGUCGGCUCCCACAAGCAGGCCCUGCCCUCUCUCCCUGCCCAGUCCUCGGGUCCCGGGGUGCCCCGCCCGCCCAGCCCAGUCCAGCCCUGGGGUCGGGCCCCUCCCCCAGAUCGAGCGAGAGCCUCUCGCUUCCCUCGGGUUGGAAAGGCGCCCGGCACCCCAGUCCCCUGAAAACGAAGCCCAAACAGGCCGGCCCUGGGGGGUGUCGCUAG